This is a messenger RNA of Elgaria multicarinata webbii, 10851 nucleotides long. RefSeq names its product CUB and Sushi multiple domains 2 (gene CSMD2). The record is from RefSeq and is a predicted model, not a curated record. Bases 42 to 10838 code for a protein of 3598 amino acids. NCBI's taxonomy places the organism in Eukaryota, Metazoa, Chordata, Lepidosauria, Squamata, Anguidae. The transcript has 70 exons.
CUCCUCCUGCAAGCAAAUCAACCCCCCAGUCCCUUUUUGACAUGCAACCCUCUUUCGGUUGGGACAAGCCGGAAUGCCACUGCAGCUUUAAACGGAAUUGGGGAAAACUGGGGAUUUUUGCUCUCAUGACGGUGGAAGUGAGCUACUGGAGUCGGAUUCUUCUGCUGUCGGUGGGGGUUUUGGCAACAUCAGCCGCCGCCCAGAACUGCAGUUACGUUUUGCGAGGUCCAAACGGGACAAUACAGAGUCCGGGAUUCCCGUACGGCUACCCAAAUUAUGCAAACUGUACGUGGACAAUCACCGCCUUGGAGCAGAACAGAGUGCAGCUUGUUUUCCAGUCCUUUGCGCUAGAGGAGGAUUUCGAUGUGUUAUCUGUCUACGAUGGGCUGCCCCAGCAGGGAAAUCUAAGAACGAGGUUAACAGGUUUCCAGCUGCCUCCUCCCAUCGUGAGUACAGGGGUGGUGCUGUCUUUGUGGCUUGUAAGCGAUUAUGCUGUCAGUGCUCAAGGAUUUCAGGCGAACUAUGAAGUUUUACCAAGCCACACAUGUGGAAAUCCAGGACGGCUACAGAAUGGAAUCCAGCAGGGGACGACAUUCAGCGUGGGCGACAGAGUGCGUUACAGCUGCAACCCCGGCUUCUUCCUGGAGGGUCAUGCACUGCUCACGUGCCACGCAAGCUCGGAGAACUCCGCCUCCUGGGACUUCCCUCUGCCCUUUUGCCGAGCUGAUGACGCAUGUGGUGGGACGCUUCGGGGUCAGAGUGGAAUUAUUUCAACCCCGCAUUACCCUUCGGAGUACAGCAACAACGCCGACUGCACGUGGACCAUUCUAGCAGAGCCGGGGGACACCAUCGCUCUGGUGUUCCUGGAUUUCCAAUUAGAGGACGAAUACGACUUUUUAGAGGUCACUGGAACGGAAGGCUCCUCCCUAUGGUUUACAGGAACGAAUCUUCCUGCGCCUGUAAUCAGCAGCAAAAAUUGGCUCCGCCUUCACUUUAUGUCAGACGGCAACCACAGGCAGAAAGGCUUCAGUGCACAAUACCAAGUCAAGAAACAAAUGGAAAUGAAGUCCCGGGGAGUGAAAUUGAUGCCGAGUAAAGGCACGAACCAGAAGACAUCUGUAUUAACACAGGUUGGUGUGUCCCAGGGACAUAACAUGUGUCCGGACCCUGGGAUUCCAGAUCGAGGCAAAAGGAUAGGCAAUGAUUUCAGGUUAGGAUCCAGCGUCCAGUUCACCUGCAAUGAAGGCUAUGAUUUGCAAGGCUCCAAAAGCAUCACCUGUAAGAAACUGAGUGGCAUGAUAGCAGCCUGGAGUGACCAAAGGCCAGUGUGUAGAGCUAGGAUGUGUGAUACAUACCUUCGAGGCCCCAGCGGCGUUAUCACAUCUCCCAACUACCCUGUCCAGUAUGAUAACAAUGCCUAUUGCGUGUGGGUGAUAACAGCAGUCAAUCCAGCCAAGGUUCUCAAGCUCAACUUUGAAGAAUUUGACUUGGAGAGAGGAUAUGACACACUAACCGUGGGGGAUGGAGGUCAGGUUGGAGACCAGAAGAGUGUGCUCUAUGUUUUAACAGGUACAACAGUUCCUGACCUGAUUGUCAGCACCCAACAUCAGAUGUGGCUUUUAUUCCAGACAGAUAGUGUGAAGAACCUACUGGGGUUCAAAGCAACCUAUGAAGAAAUUGACCAGGGGAGUUGCGGAGAUCCAGGUGUGCCUGCCUACGGCAAGAGAGAAGGGUCAACCUUUCGCCACGGGGACUCGUUGAUGUUUGAAUGCCAGCCUGCAUUUGAACUGAAAGGACAGAAAACGAUCACUUGUCAAAAGAGUAGCCAGUGGUCCUCUCAGAAACCUAUCUGUGUUUUUUCCUGCUUCUUCAACUUCACUACCCCAUCUGGCAUCGUGCUCUCCCCAAACUACCCUGAGGAAUAUGGCAGCAGCCUUCACUGCGUCUGGUUAAUCAUCGCAAAACCUGAAAGCCGGAUCCACCUGGCCUUUAAUGAUUUCGACGUGGAGCCACAGUUUGACUUCUUGGCCGUCAAAGAUGGCGGAACUGCCGAAUCGCCUGUCUUGGGGACGUUUUCCGGGAGCCAACUGCCAUCUUCUCUCACUAGCAGCGGCCAUGUCACCAGAUUGGAAUUUCAGACGGACCACUCCACUGAGAAGCGAGGAUUCAAUAUCACAUUUACCACCUUCAGACACAACGAGUGCCCGGAUCCAGGAGUGCCAGUCAACGGGAAGCGGUUUGGUGAUAGUCUUCAACUUGGGAGCUCUGUGUCCUUCCUGUGUGAUGAGGGAUUCAUUAGGACACAUGGCUCAGAAACGGUCACCUGCGUAUUGAAGGAAGGCAAUGUGGUUUGGGACAAUGCUGUCCUGAGAUGCGAAGCUCCAUGUGGUGGUCAUCUGACCUCUCCAAGUGGAAUGAUCCUAUCUCCAGGAUGGCCAGGAUUCUACAAGGAUUCUCUGAACUGUGCAUGGGUCAUAGAAGCUCAACCAGGAUACCCAAUCAAAAUUACAUUUGACAGAUUUAAAACAGAGGUGAAUUAUGACACACUGGAAGUGCGCGAUGGCAAGUCCUAUUCAUCCCCUCUGAUAGGUGUCUAUGACGGGACUCAGGUCCCCCAGUUCCUCAUCAGCACCAGCAAUUUCCUCUACCUCCUCUUCACCACCGACAAGAGCCACUCUGAUGUUGGCUUUCAGAUCCGCUAUGAAACGGUAAAACUCCAGUCGGAUCACUGCUUGGACCCAGGGAUCCCUGUCAAUGGGCAACGGCAUGGGAAUGAUUUCUACGUGGGAGCCCUGGUGACCUUUGGCUGCGACCCAGGCUACACCUUGAGUGACAGUGAAGCUCUGGAGUGCGAACCUAAUUUCCAGUGGAGCAGGCCUCUUCCUAGCUGUGAGGCUCUCUGCGGGGGCUACAUUCAUGGAUCCAGUGGCACCGUGCUAUCGCCAGGCUUCCCAGAUUUCUACCCCAACAAUUUAAACUGCACUUGGAUCAUAGAAGCUUCACAUGGCAAAGGUGUCUUCUUCACUUUCCACACCUUCCACUUGGAGAGUGGCCAUGACUACCUCCUGAUCACUGAGAACGGCAGCUUCAGCCAGCCCCUCAAACAGCUCACCGGCUCCCGCCUGCCCUCCCCUUUCAGCGCUGGCCUCUUUGGGAACUUCUCUGCUCAAAUCCGCUUCAUCUCGGACUUCUCCAUUUCUUAUGAGGGCUUCAACAUCACCUUUUCAGAAUAUGACUUAGAACCUUGCGAUGAGCCUGAGGUGCCGACCUACAGCAUCCGGAAGGGCCUUCAGUUUGGUGUGGGGGACGUCUUGACCUUCUCCUGCUUCCCCGGGUACCGGCUGGAGGGUGUCUCACGCAUAACCUGCCUGGGUGGUAGACGGCGUGUGUGGAGUUCGCCUCUGCCAAGGUGUGUUGCUGAAUGUGGCUCCUCCGUAACUGGGACUCAAGGUGUUCUGUUGUCCCCAAACUAUCCACUUAACUACAACAACCACCAUGAAUGUAUCUACUCCAUCCAGACACAGCCAGGAAAAGGAAUUCAGCUCAAAGCCCGGGCUUUCAAUCUGGAGGCCCGGGAUGUCCUCAAGAUCUAUGACGGCAGCAAUAACUCGGCCCGCCUUUUGGGCUCCUUCAGCCGAACAGAGAUGUUGGGCCUGAGUGUCAACAGCACCUCCAGCACCAUGUGGCUCGAAUUCAUCUCAGAUGGCAACAGCACAAGUCAAGGCUUCGAACUGCAGUUUUCUAGUUUCGAGCUGAUCAAGUGUGAGGACCCUGGCAUCCCACAAUUUGGCUACAAAGUCCGUGACGAGGGGCACUUUGCCGGCAGCUCGGUCUCAUUCAACUGUGACCCUGGCUACACUUUGCGAGGGAGCCAGGUGCUGGCCUGCUUGACCGGGGAGCGACGCACCUGGGACCAGCCACUCCCCAUCUGCGUAGCGGAGUGUGGGGGGAGCAUCAGAGGCGAGUCUUCAGGGCGCAUCCUGUCUCCAGGGUACCCAACACCCUACGACCACAACCUCAACUGCGUCUGGACAAUCGAGGCAGAGGCUGGUUGCACAAUAGGGCUCCAUUUCAUGGUUUUUCACACAGAGGAGUUCCAUGAUGUUCUGAGAGUCUGGGAUGGACCAGUGGAGAAGGGAAUUCUCCUGAAGGAAGUGAGCGGUUCUGUCCUGCCCAGUGAUAUCCACAGCACUUUCAACUCGGUGGUCCUCCAGUUCAACACUGACUUUUUCACCAGCAAGCAGGGCUUCGCCGUUCAGUUUUCAGUGUCUACUGCAACCUCCUGCAAUGACCCCGGAGUUCCUCAGAAUGGAAGCCGGAGUGGCGACAGCAAGGAGGCGGGCGACGCCAUCGUUUUCCAGUGUGAUCCCGGUUACGCCCUGCAGGGGGACGCGAAGAUCAACUGUGUGCAGAUUGAGAACAGGUUUUUCUGGCAGCCCGACCCCCCCACCUGCAUAGCUCCCUGUGGCGGGAUCCUGACUGGGCCUUCUGGGGUGAUCUUGUCCCCAAACUACCCAGAGCCUUACCCCCCAGGAAAGGAGUGUGACUGGAAGCUGACGGUCUCUCCCGAUUACGUCAUUGCCCUGGUGUUUCAUACCUUCAAUUUGGAACCAGGAUAUGAUUUCUUACACAUCUAUGAUGGGCCCAGCUCACUUAGCCCCUUGAUUGGUAGUUUCUAUGACACCCAGCUACCAGAGAGAAUUGAGAGCAGUAGCAACACACUCUUCCUGGCCUUUCGGAGUGAUGCCUCUGUCAGCAACACGGGAUUUGUAAUCCACUACACAGAAAACCCAAGGGAAUCCUGCUUUGAUCCUGGCUUGAUUAAGAAUGGAACUCGGGCUGGUAGUGAAUUGAAACUGGGAUCAGCGAUCACAUACUACUGUGACAGUGGCUAUAUGAUUGAGGGGGUGUCCACUUUGACAUGCAUCAUGGGAGGAGAUGGAAAGCCUGUGUGGAACAAACCCCGACCUAUGUGUACAGCACCGUGUGGAGGCCAGUACACGGGUUCGGAUGGUGUUGUCCUGUCUCCAAACUAUCCCCGAAACUACACCAGUGGUCAAGUGUGCCUGUAUUUCAUCGUUGUGCCCAAAGACUAUGUGGUGUUUGGUCAGUUUGCCUUCUUCCAGACGGCUCUCCAUGAUAUCAUUGAAGUGCAUGACGGUCCUAACCAGCAUUCCCGUCUCCUCAGCUCUCUCUCUGGUUCUCACACAGGAGAAGCGUUGCCUCUGGCCACCACCAACCAAAUCCUGAUCAAGUUCAGUGCCAAAGGUCAAGCUACUGCCAAAGGUUUCCAUUUUGUCUACCAAGCGGUUCCGCGAACUAGUGCCACACAGUGCAGCUCUGUGCCCGAACCCCGAUAUGGCAGGCGGAUAGGAAGUGAUUUCUCCGUGGGAGCUGUGAUCCGGUUUGAGUGCAGUGCUGGUUAUGCCCUCCAGGGGUCCCGUAGCAUCGAGUGCCUGACAAUGCCCGGAGCCUUGGCUCAGUGGAACUCCUCUGUGCCUACCUGUGUUGUGCCCUGCGGUGGAAAUUUAACUGAGCGAAAAGGCACCAUUUUGUCCCCUGGGUUUCCUGAGCCCUAUCUGAACAGCCUCAACUGUGUGUGGAAAAUAACCGUCCCUGAAGGAGCUGGAAUACAGAUCCAAGUGAUCAGUUUCGUCACAGAACAGAACUGGGAUUCUCUAGAAGUCUUUGAUGGUGGCGAUAACACAGCCACCAUGCUGGGCAGCUUCUCAGGAACCACGGUCCCUGCAUUGCUGAACAGCACCUCCAAUCAGCUCUAUUUGCAUUUCUACUCGGACAUCAGCGUCUCUGCCGCAGGAUUUCACCUCGAGUACAAAACCGUAGGCCUAUCCAGCUGCCCAGAACCCAACGUCCCCAGCAGUGGUCUGAAGAUUGGGGAAAGAUACCUGGUAAACGAUGUGGUCUCCUUUCAAUGUGAGCCAGGCUACGCACUCCAGGGACAUUCUCACAUUUCCUGCAUGCCAGGGACUGUCCGGCGCUGGAACUAUCCACCUCCGCUGUGCAUUGCUCAGUGCGGUGGGACCAUGGAAGAGAUGGAAGGGGUAAUUCUGAGCCCUGGCUUCCCAGGAAACUACCCUAGCAACAGCGACUGUACAUGGAGGAUAUCCUUUCCAGUGGGAUUCGGUGCUCACAUCCAAUUCUUGAACUUCUCCACCGAGCCAAACCAUGACUUUGUCGAAAUCCGCAACGGGCCAUACGACACCAGCAACAUCAUCAGCCGGUUCAGUGGGACGGACCUCCCGGGCUCCCUCCUGUCCACAUCGCAUGAGACCACCGUUUAUUUCCAUAGUGACCACUCACAGAACAAGCCUGGCUUUAAGGUCGAAUACCAAGCCUAUGAGCUCCAGGAAUGCCCCGACCCAGAGCCGUUUGCCAAUGGCGUUGUGAGAGGUGCCGGUUACAGCGUGGGCCAGUCCAUUUCCUUUGAGUGUCUCCCUGGCUAUCAGCUGAUUGGCCACCCCGUCUUGACCUGCCAGCAUGGAACCAAUAGGAACUGGGACCACCCAUUGCCCAGGUGUGAAGUCCCCUGUGGAGGAAAUAUCACUGCACACAAUGGCACCAUCUACUCACCUGGCUUUCCCAAUCAGUAUCCCAAUUCCCAGGACUGCACAUGGCUACUCACUGUGUCAGCAGGAUAUGGCAUCUACCUCAACUUCACUUUGCUGCAAACAGAGCCGUAUAAUGACUUCAUCACUGUCUGGGAUGGGCCUCAGCAGACAGCUCCGCAGCUGGGCGUUUUCACAGGAAACUCAGCUAAGAAAACCACCCAAAGCACUUCCAACCAGGUCCUCCUGAAAUUUUACAGCGACACGGCCAACGGAGGGAUCUUCGCCAUCCAUUUCUAUGCCUAUCAGCUUUCUAGAUGCCAGCCUCCAACUAUGGUCCCCAAUGCUGAAAUCAUCACUGAGAAUGAGGAUUACAACAUAGGUGACAUCAUUAGGUAUCGGUGUCUUCCUGGCUUCACCUUGGAGGGAAAGGAGAUCCUGACCUGCAGGCUUGGUACCCAUCUCCAGUUCGAAGGGCCUCCCCCAACCUGUGAAGUUCCUUGCCCAAUGAACGAGGUCCUCGCAGACUCCAUGGGAGUGAUCCUGAGCCCGACCUUCUCAGGCAGCUACCCCCACUUUCAGACUUGCUCUUGGGUGGUCAAGGUGGAGCCUGAAUACAACAUCACCUUCACCGUGGAGUAUUUCCUGAGUGAGAAGCAGUACGAUGAGUUUGGGAUAUUUGAUGGACCUACAGGCCACAGCCCGCUGUUGCUUUCUCUAAGUGGGAAUUACUCUGCCCCACUAACAGUAACGAGCACAGGCAACAGAGUCUAUCUCCACUGGUCCUCUGACCAUGCUUACAGCAGGAAGGGCUUCAGGAUCCGCUAUUCAGCCCCUUAUUGCAGCCUCCCUCCACCUCCUCUCCAUGGCUCCAUCCUCAGCCACACCGGCCUACAGCCAGGAAGCACCAUCCGGUUUGGUUGUGACCCCGGCUACCGCCUUGUCGGCCACAGCUCUUCAGCGUGUUCGAGGCACCCGCAGGGAUACUUCCGCUGGAACGAAGCCAUUCCUCUAUGCCAAGCUAUUUCCUGCGGAGUUCCCAGAGCACCAAAGAAUGGGUUCGUUUUUGGCAAGGAAUACACGGUGGGCACCAAAGCGGCCUACCAGUGCAAGCCGGGCUUCCACCUCCAAGGCCAAGAGGCUUCCAGUGCGGAGUGCCUGCCAAGCGGGCAGUGGAGCAAUGGCAACAACCCUCUCCCAUGCGCGGCGGUCAGCUGCCCUGACAUCGGCAGCAUUGCUGUGGAGCAUGGCAGAUGGAGGCUGAUCUAUGAGACCCAGUACCAGUUCAACGCCCAGCUGAUGCUAAUCUGUGACCCUGGCUACUACUACAUGGGGCACCGGGUCAUCCGGUGCCAGGCCAGCGGGAAGUGGAGCAUAGGAGAGCCCAUGCCAACCUGCAGAAUCAUCUCCUGUGGAGACCUGCCUGUGCCAUCCAAUGGGAACAGGAUUGGGACCUUAACCACCUACGGUGCUACUGCCAUCUUCUCCUGCAAUACCGGGUACACCUUGGUGGGCUCACGUGUGCGGGAGUGCAUGGCAAAUGGCCUCUGGAGCGGACUAGAAGUGACGUGCCUAGCGGGUCACUGCGGUGAACCUGGCCUCAUCGUCAAUGGUCAGAUAAAUGGUGAGAACUACAACUACCGGGGCAGCGUGGUGUACCAGUGCAACCCUGGCUUCCGGCUCAUCGGGAUGUCUGUCCGGAUUUGCCAGCAAGACCAUCGCUGGUCUGGAAAGACUCCUGUCUGUGUGCCCAUCACCUGCGGUCACCCAGGCAACCCAGCCAACGGCCUGACACAGGGCAACCAGUUCAACCUGAAUGACGUGGCCAAGUUUGUGUGCAACACUGGGUACCGCCUGGAAGGGUCAUCCAAGUCCCAGUGCCUGGCAAAUGGCCAGUGGAGUAACACCUUGCCUGUCUGCCGCAUUGUAAAUUGUACUGACUCCGGGCACCUGGAAAACAGCGUCCGACAAGUGCAGCCGAGUGGGCCUCACAGAUACAGCUUUGGAACGGCAGUCUCUUAUCAGUGCAACCAUGGAUAUUACUUACUGGGCACCCAUGUCCUUACCUGUCAGGGGGAUGGCACUUGGGAUCGGCCGCUCCCAGUGUGUCAUUUGGUCUCCUGCGGUCACCCUGGAUCCCCGCCUUAUGCCCAGAUAUUGGGUGAGGUCUACACAGUUGGGUCUGUGGUGCGUUACAGCUGCCUGGAAGGGAGGAGCUUGAUUGGCAAUUCCACCCGCAUGUGCCAACUGGACGGACGCUGGAGUGGCUCUCUGCCUCACUGCUCAGGAAGCAUCCAAGGUCUGUGUGGUGACCCCGGAAUCCCCUCUCAUGGCAUCCGGCAUGGUGGGAAUGAGUUAGGCGUGGAGAGCACUGUCUGGUUCAGCUGUGAGCCGGGCUACACGCUCCGUGGCUCGCUGCAGAGAAUGUGUCAAGCCAACGGGUCCUGGAGUGGCACUCAGCCAGAAUGCGAAGUUAUUUCUUGUGGAAACCCUGGGACUCCCAGCAACGCAAGACUGAUAUUUAAUGACGGCCUGGUGUUCUCCAGCUCCAUCAUAUACAAAUGCCGGGAUGGCUAUUACUCCACAGGUGUGCUCAGUAGGCAUUGCACUGUCAAUGGAACUUGGACCGGGAGUACUCCGGAGUGUACGGUGAUAAACUGUGGGGAUCCCGGCGUGCCGGCCAAUGGCAUUCGAUUGGGCAAUGACUUCACCUUCAAUAAGAGUGUCGUGUUCCAGUGCCUGCCCGGCUACAUGAUGGAGUCGGACAGAGCGUCUGCUUUGACUUGCACUAAGGACCGGACUUGGAAUGGCACAAAACCCGUCUGCAAAGCUAUCAUCUGUAAGCCUCCACAAGUCGUCCCCAAUGGAAAAGUUGUGGGGUCAGAUUUCAGCUGGGGCUUGAGUGUGAGUUACACCUGCCUGGAAGGGUAUCAGCUCUCGCUGCCUGCUGUCCUGACUUGUGAAGGGAACGGAUCAUGGAGUGGAGAAAUCCCACAGUGUUUUCCUGUUUUCUGUGGCGAUCCAGGAAUCCCGGCCGAAGCGAGGCGUGAAGACCGAGGCUUUACCUACCGUUCCUCCGUCUCGUAUACUUGCUCACCCCCACUGGUGCUGGUGGGGUCAGGUCGGAGGUUCUGCCAGUCUGAUGGGACAUGGAGUGGAAGUCAGCCAAGCUGCAUAGAUUCAACUCUUACAUCAUGUGUGGAUCCAGGAGUGCCCCUUUUUGGGACACAAAACAAUUCCCAAGGUUAUCAGGUCGGGAGUGUCAUCUUUUUCAAGUGCCACAAAGGACACCUGUUGCAAGGAUCCACCACGAGAACCUGCCUCCCCAAUCUGACGUGGAGCGGAGUGCAGCCAGGUUGCAUCCCUCACAACUGCAAGGAGCCGGAGACCCCAACCCACGCCAAUGUGGGCGCUCUGGACCUGCCGUCCCUCGGAUACACCUUGAUCUACUCUUGCCAGAGCGGCUUUUACCUCACCGGAGGCUCAGAGCACAGGACCUGCAAAGCGGAUGGCAGCUGGACAGGGAAACCCCCUAUUUGCCUGGCAGACGUCCGACCCAGUGGGAGGCCAGUGGGCACAGCGAGGGACCCGCCCCUUCCAAAAGUGUCAGUUCCUGCUGAUGUCUUUGCAAAAAACUCCUUUUGGAAAGGCUCAUAUGAGUACAUGGGCAAGAAGCAGCCAGCCAUGCUGUCCGUCACAAGCUUUGAUCCAGUCACCAGUAAAGUCAACGCCACCCUAAUAGACCACAGCGGCGUGGAGUUGCAAGUGUCUGGUAUUUACAAAAGAGAAGACGUGCAUCUCCUUCUUCAGGUGUACCAGAUUACAGGUCCGGUGGAGAUCUUCAUGAACAAAUUCAAGAAUGAUAAGUGGGCUUUAGAUGGGCAUGUCACCCCGGAAUCAUCCAGCGGGAUGUUCGUCUACCAAGGUUUUGUGCAUGGCAAAGGUUUUGGACAGUUUGGCCUCCAGAGGCUAGACAGCAGCAGCGUUGAACAGGAGUCCGAGUCGAUGGGACAUCCGUUCGCAUCCAACAGCAGUUCAGUGGCAGCUGCUAUCCUUGUGCCUUUCAUCGCCCUGAUUAUUGCAGGGUUUGUGCUCUACCUUUACAAGCACAGAAGGAGACCGAAGGUGCCAUUCAAUGGCUAUGCUGGCCAUGAAAACACCAAUGUCCGAGGAACAUUUGAAAACCCCAUGUACGACCGCAACUUGCAGCCCACGGAUAUCAUGGCCAACGAGGCCGAGUUUACAGUCAGCACUGUGUGCACUGCGGUAUAGCACUUACAAUCCU